GAUCAAGCUUAUGAUGUUGCUAUAGAAUUGUAUACAAUGGCCAUAGAACAUCAUCCUACAGCUGUGUUAUAUGGAAAUCGAAGUAUGGCUUAUCUGAAGAAGGAACUGUAUGGUAGCGCUUUAGAAGACGCUAAUAACGCUAUCUCUAUUGAUCCCACCUAUAUGAAGGGUUAUUACCGUCGAGCAACAGCCAACAUGGCUUUGGCUCGAUUUAAAAAAGCCUUAGCAGACUAUGCAGCUGUAGUUCGAGCACACCCAAAUGAUGCUGACGCGAGACGCAAGCAUGACGAAUGCCAGAAAAUAGUACGACGGAUUGCAUUCGAGAAAGCCAUCUCUGUCGACCACGAUAAGAAAAGCAUAUCUGAGUCAAUUGAUCUCAGCACUAUGAUCGUUGAAGAAAGCUAUGAUGGACCUCAUCUAGAUGACGUCAUAACUGUCGAAUUUGUGAAUGAAAUGAUAGCGACGUUCAAGAAGCAGGGGAAAUUACACAAGAAAUAUGCAUUUAAGGUAUGUUGA
Molecule: messenger RNA, 516 nt
Organism: Strongylus vulgaris
Lineage: Eukaryota; Metazoa; Nematoda; Chromadorea; Rhabditida; Strongylidae
Source: the annotation of a GenBank genome assembly